Messenger RNA from Episyrphus balteatus (marmalade hoverfly), 1672 nucleotides. RefSeq names its product aurora kinase C (gene aurA). The coding region runs from base 151 to 1389 and encodes 412 amino acids. Lineage: Eukaryota; Metazoa; Arthropoda; Insecta; Diptera; Syrphidae. The transcript is spliced from 3 exons. Gene Ontology annotation, cellular component: spindle microtubule; spindle pole centrosome; chromosome passenger complex. Gene Ontology annotation, biological process: protein phosphorylation; regulation of cytokinesis; mitotic spindle organization. The record is from RefSeq and is a predicted model, not a curated record. Gene Ontology annotation, molecular function: ATP binding; protein kinase activity.
AUUUUUCAAACGGCAUUUUCAAAAAUUGUGAAAACUCGUCCUGUGAACGUGCAAAAGUCCUUUUCCUAUCGUUUUAAAGCGCAUUUUAUGUUAAAUUAAAAAAUAAAUUCAAUUUGUGUAGAAUCUAUUCCUCAAGAUUGUCUGGCACAAAUGUUCAGCAUGCUUAAACGGCCAACGGGAAAAGAAAAUCUUCAACAAAAAUCCACUGAUACCGCGAAGAAUGUUGGUGGCACCAGCACACACCACGCCAAAUCAAUGGCAGCACCAAUGAAAAAGCCAAUUAGCAGCAGCAGCACAAUUCAGAAAACAUUCGACAAACAAAUUCCAAGUAAAUUGCAAUCGAAUGCCGUCGAUAAAAUAAAACACACUGUCCCCAAUACCACACGGGUUAUUUCAUCAGCAAAGCCCACUAAUCCCACCACAAUCAUAAAGACUGAAAUAAAACCAACUAAUGCUACAAAAUCACAGACUGCUAGUGCACCUGCACCCACAAAAGUUGUCGAGGAACCUCUUUCUGCAGCAGAAAAACCAACCUCGUCAUUGUCAGACCCACCAAAUGGCGAUUGUCCAGGACAAAAGACUGAUGGAAAAAAAGUAUGGGCUCUCUCCAACUUUGACAUUGGCCGACCAUUAGGGCGCGGCAAAUUCGGUAAUGUUUAUUUGGCUCGUGAAAAAGAAUCCAAAUUUGUGGUUGCCCUAAAAGUUCUCUUCAAGAAGCAAAUCUACAAUAGCAAUGUUGAACAUCAAGUUCGUCGUGAAAUAGAAAUUCAAUCACAUCUCCGACAUCCACACAUCCUACGACUUUAUGGCUAUUUCCAUGACGAAGCUCGAAUCUAUUUGAUCUUGGAAUACGCUCCCAAAGGAACUCUAUACAAAGAACUUCAGAAUCAGCCUAAUAAGCGCUUUGACGAGAAGCAAAGUGCCACAUACAUCAAAUCCUUGGCAUCGGCUCUUCGUUAUCUUCAUGAACGCGAUGUCAUUCAUCGUGACAUCAAGCCGGAGAAUCUAUUGCUGGGCUACAAAGGUGAACUGAAAAUUGCUGAUUUUGGUUGGUCUGUGCAUGAGCCAAAUUCGAUGCGAACAACAUUGUGUGGAACUUUGGACUAUUUGCCGCCAGAGAUGGUUCAAGCUAAGCCCCAUACAAAAAAUGUUGAUCUCUGGAGUUUGGGUGUGCUGUGCUUUGAACUGUUGGUAGGCAGAGCACCCUUCCAUGCUACAGACUACGACGAGACUUAUAAGAAGAUAAUUAAGAUUGAUUACAAACUUCCUGAUCAUGUUUCGAAGGCGGCAGCUCAUUUUAUGUCAAAGCUGUUAGUUUUAAAUCCAGAGGCACGAUUGCCUUUGGAUCAGGUCAUGUCACAUCCUUGGAUUACUGCCAAUACCGUUUGAGAGGUCUUGAGGAUUUAUUUUUAUUUUUUUAUUAUUAUUUUUUGCUUUCGUUUAUUAUUUUAUUAUUUGUUUUAAGUUUAUUUUUCGACUUCAUGUUGGGAGUAGUAAACAUUGUUUAAUCACUUCACAAAAUGAGUAUCAGUUUUAUGUUUUGUUACAUUUUCCUCUUGUUUAACGAACGAAUGAACAAUAUGUUUUAUACAUUCUAAUUAAACUAACGAUGUUCUGGCUGUAAGUUAUGGUUGGAUUUUUAAAUAAAUAUAUUUCUUAGUGCAAAAAUUAA